CGUACACUUAACACUUCCCUCUCUCAUCCCCUUCUCAAAAACACUAAUUAACAACUUCCAAACAUGACAACCACUUCCCUUCUCUUUCUCUUUCUCUUCUCUCUCCUCUCCCCGGCCCUCAUUUCCUCUUCCCCUGUCCAAGACCCUGAAUUGGUAGCUCAAGAAGUGACCAGGCAAAUCAAUGCGUCUGUUGCUAGGAGGAACUUGGGGUACUUGUCUUGCGGGACAGGUAACCCAAUCGACGACUGUUGGAGGUGUGAUCCGAAUUGGGAGAAGAACAGACAGAGGCUUGCAGACUGCGCUAUCGGCUUCGGGAAGAACGCCAUUGGCGGAAGGGACGGAAAAAUCUACGUGGUGACUGAUUCUGCUGAUGACAACCCAGUGAACCCCAAGCCGGGGACGCUUCGCUAUGCAGUGAUUCAGGAGGAGCCCUUAUGGAUCAUAUUCGCAAGGGACAUGGUGAUUCAGUUGAAGGAAGAACUUAUAAUGAACUCCUUCAAGACCAUAGAUGGGAGAGGUGCUAGCGUGCACAUUGCUGGUGGACCAUGCAUAACAAUUCAGUAUGUGAAUAACGUUAUAAUACAUGGUAUUCACAUACAUGAUUGUAAGCAAGGUGGGAAUGCUAUGGUGCGUGACUCCCCACGGCACUACGGGUGGAGGACUCUAUCGGACGGUGAUGGGGUCUCCAUAUUUGGCGGGAGCCACGUGUGGGUUGAUCAUUGCUCCUUGUCUAACUGCAGGGACGGUUUGAUUGAUGCCAUUCACGGCUCCACCGCAAUUACAAUUUCUAACAAUUACAUGACGCACCAUGAUAAGGUUAUGUUGUUGGGUCAUAGUGAUACAUAUACACAAGACAAGAAUAUGCAGGUUACUAUUGCUUUUAACCACUUCGGUGAAGGCCUUGUUCAGAGAAUGCCAAGGUGUAGGCAUGGGUAUUUCCAUGUGGUGAACAAUGACUACACACACUGGGAAAUGUAUGCCAUUGGUGGAAGUGCCAACCCAACCAUCAAUAGCCAAGGCAACAGAUUUGUAGCACCAAAUGACAGGUUCAGCAAAGAGGUGACAAAGCAUGAGGAUGCACCAGAGAGUGAAUGGAGGGGUUGGAAUUGGAGGUCAGAAGGGGACUUAUUGGUAAAUGGUGCAUUUUUCACUGCAUCUGGUGCUGGAGCCUCUUCAAGUUAUGCAAGGGCUUCAAGUUUGAGUGCAAGACCAUCCACUCUUGUGGGCACUAUAACAACUGGUGCAGGUGCACUCGUUUGUAAGAGGGGUUCUCGUUGCUGAUUUUUAUGAUUAUGACACCUUAAGAAAGGGGUGAAAAAACAAAUAUUUAAUCAAAGAGGGAGGGAAGUGAAAAACAAAACAAAAAAUGAAUGGCCUUAUUUUAUAUAGACUAUAUGGUCAUUUCUGUUAAUUGCUAGGACUCAAGUCUCCUAGGAUUCUCUUCCUCCAUUCUUUUGGGGAUUAUUUUCUACUAUUUGUAUUUUGUUUGUGAUGUUUUGCUCUCUACUUGUACAACCACUGACAGUUAAUCUCUUAGAACCGAAUAUGUUGGUCAAUGUCAAUGGUCUAAGAGAAAACAAGUACAGAAGAGUUGAUAUGUAAUAUAUACAAAAUUAUAUAGUGUUGCUUAAUUUCUCUGUUGAA
Molecule: messenger RNA, 1644 nt
Organism: Arachis stenosperma
Lineage: Eukaryota; Viridiplantae; Streptophyta; Magnoliopsida; Fabales; Fabaceae
Product: probable pectate lyase 18
Exons: 4
Coding region: 64-1281 (405 amino acids)
Molecular function (GO): pectate lyase activity
Source: RefSeq, a predicted model, not a curated record